This is a messenger RNA of Argentina anserina (silverweed cinquefoil), 2847 nucleotides long. RefSeq lists its product as uncharacterized. NCBI's taxonomy places the organism in Eukaryota, Viridiplantae, Streptophyta, Magnoliopsida, Rosales, Rosaceae. Bases 1 to 2847 code for a protein of 948 amino acids. The record is from RefSeq and is a predicted model, not a curated record. The transcript is spliced from 6 exons.
AUGGAUAAAAGUUGGAUGCUGCUAGGGAGGGAGGACCCUCUUUAUAUAAUGGGAAUCUAUAAUUUUGUGAACUAUGCAAGAAACCAGGGUAAUGGAGCUGAAUGGUACAAGUGUUCGUGUAGAAUGUGUUGCUGCAACGAGUAUGUAACUGAUUCAGUUAUGUAUCAGCACUUAUCACAUUAUGGUAUGUGGCAGAGUUAUACAACAUGGACAGACCAUGGUGAAGUAGCUACUUAUCCUACCCCAGUUGAAUUCCAAGCAAGUUACAGUCAUCAGGCUGGGACAUCUAGUGGUAUUGGCGGCCUUUCUAUGGACCCCACUAUGAACAUGCUAGUUGAUAAUUUUCCAUAUGUUUCGAGAUAUGAUCAAGCUGAGGAAUUUGAUGUACCCAUUGACACUAGUGAUUUUGAUAAGUAUAAGAGGUUGCUCACGCAAGCGCAAACCCCAUUGUAUCCUGGUUGUUCAGAGACUGUUUUGAGUGCCUUGAUGUCACAAAUGCAGUUAAAAGUGAGGCAUAAAUGGUCGAAUGUCAGUUAUGAUGAAAUUUUUCAGUAUAUUAAGCGUUUGUUGCCCCCAGAAAACUUACUUCCUGACAUUUAUUAUAAGACAAAAAAGAUUCUUGAUGGCCUCGGCCUUGAGUAUGUGAAAAUAGACGCAUGCAAAUAUAACUGUGAAUUGUUUUAUGGAGAUUAUAAAGAUUAUGAUGAAUGUCCGGUUUGCAAUGAAUCUCGAUGGAAACCAUCAUCUCUGUAUCAAAGGAAAAAUGUCCCUAUGAAGGUGCUUCGUUAUUUCCCAUUGACACCUAGGCUGCAACGUUUAUACAUGGCCUCGCACACUGCAGAGGCGAUGAGAUGGCAUGGGAGGGCAAGGGAUGAUGAUGAUGAUGAUGUUCUCAAACACCCUUCUGAUGGUGAGGCUUGGAAACAUUUUGAUAGACAGUUUCCUGAUUUUGCAGCAGAUGUUCGAAAUGUAAGGCUCGGACUCAGCACAGACGGAUUCAAUCCUUGGGGAAACAUGAGCUCUACUCAUAGUACUUGGCCAGUUAUUGUUGUGCCAUACAAUUUGCCUCCUUGGAUGUGUAUGAAGAAGGAAUUCAAUAUACUGACUUUGUUGAUCCCAGGUCCCAAGUCCCCGGGAAAGUGUCUAGAUGUGUACUUGAGACCAUUGAUUGAUGAGGUGAAAGAUCUAAGGAAUAAUGGAAAGGCAACUUUUGACAGGCAUAGUCAGUCUUCAUUCAGAAUGAGAGCAGCAACUAUGUGGACUAUCAGUGAUUUUCCUGCUUACGGGAUGUUGUCUUCUCAAACCACGCACGGAUACAAAGCUUGUCCUAUCUGCUUGGACAAUGUUAAUUCUAGUUGGCAUGCUGGUAAGUUUGAUGCGUCUGCAUUCGAUGGUACUGAAGAGUGGGAUACACAGCCCCAGAAAUGGUCUGGAGAUGAAGUUUUGGACAAGAUGAACUCUUUCGAUUUCGGACCGCUUAGCGGUAAUCCUAAUAUAUAUAAAAAAACAAAACGCCCAAAGCAUCUUGCGUGUUGGCAGCAUAAGAGUAUAUUUUUUGAAUUGCCUUAUUGGUUAAAAUCGAUACAUAGAAACAGCUUAGAUGUCAUGCACAUAGAGAAGAAUGUAAGCGACAGCGUUGUGGGAACAACUCUGGAUCUUAAAGAUAAGACAAAAGAUAAUAUCAAAGCUCGGGUGGAUUUGGAAAAGAUGGGCUUGCGUGAACACUUGUGGUUAAAAAAGACGGGGACAAAAGUGGAAAUGCCUAUUGCACCUUACGAGGUGAAGCCAUCUUUAAAACCUUGGGUUUUCAAGUGGUUUCAUGAUGUUAAAUAUCCUCAAGGGUAUGCAGCAAAUAUAGCGCGAUGUGUUAAGGUGGAGGAACAAAAGAUAAUUGGGUUGAAGACUCAUGACAGUCAUGUUUUAAUGCAACGACUUCUUCCAGUGGUAAUUAGACCAUAUCUGCAUUCUGAUGUAGUAGAGCCAUUAGUAGCCUUGUCCAACUGGUGGCAAAAGUUAUGCACUAGAGAAGUGAAGAAGUCAGAUCUCUUAAAAUUGAAAGAAGAGAUUGUAUACAUCCUUUGCAAAUUAGAGAGGAUUUUUCCCCCUGCCUUUUUUGAUAUCAUGGUUCACCUCAUGGUCCACCUUCCCGACCAAGUUCUGCUUACUGGCCCAGUACACUAUACCUGGAUAUUUCCCAUAGAAAGACAACUUGGGGUUUAUAAAGGUUAUGUCAGAAAUCGAGCGAACCCAGAAGGUUCCAUUACAACUGCGUACAUUUCACACGAGUGUGUAACCUACUGCAAUAUGUAUCUCCAUGAUAUAGAUGACACAGAGUCACGUGCUGCCUCCAAUGAACCUACAUUUAACCUUUCAGUUGUUUCAAAAGAUGUAAGAAUGUAUGGUAACUUACCACAGUCAGAAACUCUUAGCCAAUAUGAACUGAUUGAGGCCUAUUGGAGCGUACUGCAAUAUUGUGAUGAAGUUCAAGAUUUUAUGGAGUAUCAUUUGAAACAACUUGAGGAUAAUGGUGACGAUCACCCAGAAGAGACGCACAAGAGAUCAUUUCCUAAAUAUUUCAAGAAAUGGAUGAGAAAGUUGCAACGAGAAAACAGUCAGUUGUACUCCCCGCAGAUGCAACAUUUGGCCAAUCAAGGGAAGAAGACACAAAACUGUGGCUUCAUGGUAGAGGAUAAGAAUGGAGGACCACCAUACUAUGGGGUCCUUGUUUAUGUUAUUGAACUACUGUAUGGAUCUCAAGAAGACUUCAUUAAUGAUGAAGAUGAAAAUGAAGAUGAGGAUGAAGAUGAGGAUGAGGACGCUGAUGAGGAUUAUGAAGAAAAUGAUUGA